Messenger RNA from Asterias rubens (European starfish), 1952 nucleotides. RefSeq names its product GDP-L-fucose synthase-like. The coding region runs from base 223 to 1203 and encodes 326 amino acids. Gene Ontology annotation, biological process: nucleotide-sugar biosynthetic process. The record is from RefSeq and is a predicted model, not a curated record. Lineage: Eukaryota; Metazoa; Echinodermata; Asteroidea; Forcipulatida; Asteriidae. Gene Ontology annotation, molecular function: GDP-L-fucose synthase activity. The transcript is spliced from 8 exons.
CAUGCUUCAAACGCUGUACAGUAGGGUAGUACGUAGAGCUAGCUUAUGUGCUAUUGACUAUGCACGAUGACACGUAGGUAGCUAGCCCAAGACCUAAGAUUCUUGACUCAAGACGUUUUAUUAUGUUGUAUGGAUCGUAGCUAAAAAGUAAGACACACGACUAGAGAACAGCAUAAGAAUUCUUGGAUUGGAAAACUACAGCUAACUACACAUUAAGGAAACAUGGCGUCAAACAACGACAAGCGAAGUAAGACUGAAAAGGUCAUCAUGGUCACUGGUGCGUCAGGACUUGUUGGUCGAGCCAUCCAGGCCGUUGUUGCAGAAGAAACAUCAAGACCUGAAGAGAAGUUCAUCUUCCUCUCAUCAAAGGAUGCCGAUUUGGUGUCUGAGGAGGAGACAAGACUGUUAUUUGAGAAGCAUCGUCCAACGCAUGUUAUCCAUCUAGCUGCCAGGGUUGGAGGACUCUUUGCGAACAUGAAAUACAAUUUGGACUUCUUUACUGACAAUCUGAAGAUAAACACCAACAUCCUAAACAACGCGUUUAAGUUCGAUGUAGAGAAAGUGGUGUCCUGUUUGUCUACCUGCAUCUUCCCCGAUAAGACGACGUUUCCUGUCGAUGAGACUAUGAUCCAUAAUGGGCCCCCUCACCCCUCAAACUUUGGCUACGCAUACGCCAAGAGGAUGCUAGAUGUAAUGAACAGGUGCUACAAAGAUCAGCACAACUGUAAAUUCACUUCUGUGGUUCCAACCAAUGUGUACGGGCCUUGGGAUAACUUCAACCUAGAGGAGGGUCAUGUUAUACCUGGACUUGUUCACAAGGUGUUCACAGCUAAACGAGAUGCGACGCCUUUUUAUAUUUGGGGUACAGGCUCACCGCUACGGCAGUUCAUCUUCUCCCGUGAUUUAGCCAAACUGUUCCUUUGGGCUAUACGCGAGUAUGAAGAAGUAGACCCGAUUAUCUUUUCUGUAGGCGAGGAGGACGAGAUCACAAUCAAAGAGGCUGCUGAUCUUAUUGUUGAGGCCUUCGACUUCAAAGGGCCUGUUAUUCUUGACACCAGCAAAUCUGAUGGCCAGCUAAAGAAGACUGCGGAAAAUACAAAGUUGAGAAAGUACCUUCCAGACUUCAAGUUUACUCCAAUCAAAGAGGGUAUCAAGGAGACUGUGGACUGGUUUGUGGAGAAUUACGAUAUCGCACGCAAAUGAGUAGUGCAAUCAUUAGUAUCUUAGCCUGUGCCUUCAGCAAUGGCUAUGGCUGGAUCUUGCAGCCAAAAGCCACAGCCUCAACUACAAUCCCUUUGAUUCAUUCAUGCUGCUCUAAAAUGUUUUAUUUUUGUUGUAAUUCAUUUUGGGGUUGAGGGCACUAUUUUUCUUUGAAAGUAUCAAAGGCAUACUACAUGGUUUUGAUUAUAACAUGUCCUGUACAUGUAUCUCGGCCUUUCUAUGGCUAAGCAGCUGAUCUCAGUACUUGUUUAUCUCAAAAUGUUAUUUCUUUUAAGUUAGACCCGAGUUAGACAUGUUUUUUUUAAAAGUUGGACGUGAGUUAGAUGCGUUUUUUUUGGGUAAAACAGCAAUUCUCUGUACAUGUACAUGUACUUGUUAAUCUUGAAAUGCUAUUUUUUUUAGUAGGACUGUGUUAGGGUCAUGUCACACAAGGCAAUUUACAGGCAACCUCCAAGAAGUAAAUGCCUUCGCAUUAUGUUCACAUAUUUUUCUUGGGGAUCUUAAGACAUUGUUUGAAAAAAUAAUCGUGUGCUACUGAACUGUUUUUCCAAAGAACUUAGAAGUGCUUUAUGACCUUUCAUGACCCUACAUUGGUAGGCUAAAGGACAUUAUAGGAUUGAUAUUAAGUCAUAUUUUUUUUGAAGAUGUCACAAACCUCAGUACGUUCCAUUAAUUGUUUUGAUUUAUACGUAAGGUUAACCGUUUGACUGUUUAAUAAGAUUUUCUCAUUU